Solanum verrucosum is the source of this 2097-nucleotide messenger RNA. RefSeq names its product receptor-like protein 9DC3. Bases 1 to 2097 code for a protein of 698 amino acids. NCBI's taxonomy places the organism in Eukaryota, Viridiplantae, Streptophyta, Magnoliopsida, Solanales, Solanaceae. Gene Ontology annotation, molecular function: protein binding. The transcript is spliced from 3 exons. The record is from RefSeq and is a predicted model, not a curated record.
AUGAGUUCAUGGAACAUGAGCGGAGAUUGCUGCUUAUGGGAUGGAGUCAUAUGCGAUGAGAUGACUGGCGAUGUCAUUGAGCUUGACCUCAGCUGCAGCAAACUUGUUGGGACCAUUGACUCCAAUAGCAGCCUUUUCCAACUCUCUCAUCUCCAAAGGCUCAACCUUUCUUCGAAUGACUUCUACGGUUCUCAUAUCUCCCCUGAAUUUGGCAGGUUCUCGAGCUUGACACAUCUUGAUCUUUUCAGCUCCAAUUUCUCAGGUCAAAUUCCUUCUGAAAUCUCCCAUCUUUCAAAGUUACACUCUCUUCGUCUCAAUGGAUUUGGUCGUCUAAGACUCAUAGCUCACGAUUUUAAAUUGCUUCUUCAAAACUUGACUCAAUUAAGAGAGCUUGAUCUUACUCUCGUAAACAUCUCUUCCACCAUUCCUUUGAAUUUUUCUUCUCAUUUAACAACUCUGAGUAUGGGAUCUACAACAUUGUAUGGGAUAAUACCUGAGAGUAUAUUUCACUUACCCAACCUGGAAACACUUGAUUUAAGUUACAGCUAUCCACUAAGUGGUUAUUUUCCAAAAAAAUGGAACAGUAGUGCAUCUCUCAUAGAGUUAGAUCUUAGUGGCGUGAAUUUUUCUGAUAAUUUGCCUGAGUCUCUUGGAUAUCUAACAUUGCUUGAGGAUCAUUUCAAGUCCAAUUCACUAGAAGAGAUUAAUUUAAGUGAUAAUCAGCUUCAAGGCAAUCUUCCCAACUCAAUUCAAAACCUUGUGAACCUAAAAAUCUUUUAUCUUUCCUUCAAUAAUUUUAAUGGCAAUGUGGAUAUUAGCUUAUUUUCAAACCUCAAACAACUUUUGGUUCUUAGUCUUUCAUAUAAUAAUAUAUCUGGAGAAAUUUCUUCAUCUAUUUGCAAUUUGACAUCAUUGGUAAUGCUAGAUUUGGCGAGAAACAAUUUGGGGGGAGGAAUUCCGCAAUGUUUGGGUAAUAUUAGUGGCCUCGAGGUUCUGGAUAUGAGUAACAACAAACUUUCUGGGACUCUUCCAACAAUUUUCAGCAAUGGAAGUUCACUGAGAAGCCUCGACUUGCAUGGCAAUAAACUAGAGGGGGAAAUUCCCCGAUCUUUGGCCAAUUGCAAAGAGUUGCAGGUUCUUGAUUUAGGAAAUAAUCAUCUCAUUGACACAUUCCCAAUGUGGUUGGGAACUCUUCCAAAGCUAAAAGUUUUAAAUUUGAGAUCAAAUACAUUGCAUGGGUCCAUUCAACCUCUAAGGAUUGAAACUAUUUUUCCAGAGCUUCGAAUCAUAGAUCUCUCUUACAAUGCCUUCUCGGGAAACUUACCUUCGAGUCUGUUUCAACAUCUGAAAUCUAUGAGGAAACCUGAUCCAUCAAUGGAAAGAGUAACAUCUCUGGAAGACACAUAUUAUGAAGAUUCUAUUACAGUUGCAACCAAGGGAUUUGAUCGUGAAAUUGUGAGAAUCUUGCAUUUGUACACCGUUAUCGAUUUUUCAAGUAAUAAAUUUGGAGGGCAAAUUCCAAGUAUCAUGGGGGAUCUCAUUGCAGUUCACAUUUUGAAUUUAUCACAUAAUGGAUUGCGAGGUCAUAUACCACCAUCAUUAGGAGAUUUAUCUUCAGUUGAAUCAUUGGACCUAUCAGGAAACCAUCUUUCGGGAGAGAUACCACAACAACUGGUUUCUCUUACGUCUCUUUCAUUCUUAAAUCUCUCCCACAAUCAUCUCCAAGGAUGCAUCCCUCAAGGACCUCAAUUUCACACUUUUGAGAACAAUUCAUAUGAAGGCAAUGAUGGUUUACGUGGAUUUCCUGUUUCAAAAAGUUGUGGUGAUACUCGGGUAUUAGAUACAAAUGAUACUGUAUCUGCACUAGACGAUGAAGAAAGCAAUUCUGAAUUUCUGAGUGAUUUUUGGAAAGCUGCUCUUAUGGGCUAUGGAAGUGGACUAUGUAUUGGAUUAUCCAUAAUAUAUUUCAUGAUUUCAACUGGAAACCCGAAAUGGCUUGCAAGAAUCAUUGUAGAGUUGGAGCACAAAAUAAUGAUGGGAAGGAGAAAGAAGCAUCGAAGGCAAAGGAGUUGCAGAAGAAGAAAUAAUCACUUGUAG